Anopheles maculipalpis is the source of this 1030-nucleotide messenger RNA. RefSeq lists its product as uncharacterized. The transcript is spliced from 2 exons. The coding region runs from base 26 to 1030 and encodes 334 amino acids. The record is from RefSeq and is a predicted model, not a curated record. Lineage: Eukaryota; Metazoa; Arthropoda; Insecta; Diptera; Culicidae.
UUGGUAAUUAAAGUCGCGCCAGAAUAUGGCACAGAAACGACCGCGAAUCUCUGUGGGUGUGAUGGCAGUUUGUUGCGGUGUACUGUCCUUAUCCGUAGUGGCCCGUGAAUCUGCGUCCCACAAUGAACCCGGAGUAAGCUCGCGAAAGUAUGUCGCUGUGCAUCAUCAUUCGGUGCAGCCGGGAACAUUCGCGUCACCGGUGGAUGCACCGGACACGCUAGGUAUGGCAGUGACAACACCACUCACGCCCGAUCCGAAAGCAACGAUCGAAAACGAACGACAUCGAAAGACGAGAGAAACAAAUAAACUUCCCCGGCCAGCUACAACCAGUGAUGAGUCCUUCAGCACCAGCCCAACGGCCAACCAAAUAAGACGCCGUCGCAUGGAACCCAAAAUUCGUGGCCUUCCUUCGCCGCUCGUAUUCAUGCCAGCCCGUGGUCGUCGCUUUGGUGGGUUCGAAAUUCCGGCAGAAAAACGUCAAAUCACUAUCGAGCAGAUGCUCGAGAAGGGCGACUACUUCGUUCCCAACCGUGGCAAAAAAGCACCGACGACGGGCGAACUGAUCAAAAAGGGCAAGUUUGACGUACUGCUUGGAGGAGCUCCCGAUGAGUACUUCUUUCCGAACCGGGGCAAAAAGCAGUACUGGCUAUCGUACGAUCGUACGGGCGGCAAUGUAAGGCCGCUCGUUGCCCGUGGCGCUGCGACAUUCGACGGCCAGCUCAAAAGUUUCACCGCACCGCAACAGCUUCAAAAGCCCAUAGCGAAUCGUUUGCGGAGAAAUUUGCUAGAAAAUCUUGCCAACGAGCACAAGGACACGUUCUUUUCAUCGCGCGGCAAAAGAUUUUUACCCUUCGAGGAAGAAUUGAUGCUAGUUCCAUCGAACGCUCUGGACGAGCAGCUACAGAGCGACAGUGCACAGGAAGGAUUGUCAGACGAAAGGACGCAGGAAUUCUCCGGUCAGUCGAACGAUCUUGAUGCAUUGCUUUGGGAUGAGGACAUGCUACUUUCGCUCGAACAACCCGUAAGCUAA